AUGUCAAAAAAUUAUUAUCAAAUCCUCGGAGUUAGUUCCAAUGCUACUCCGGAGGAAAUAAAAAAGGCUUUCAAGAAAUUAGCCUUAAAAUACCACCCUGACAAACAACACGGCAAAAGUGAAGCCGAAAAAAAAGUCGCCGAAGCGAAGUUUAAAGAGAUUAAGGAAGUAACAGAAUCUUUGCUAAAUCAAAAAAGUGGUAGUUUAAAUGGAGAAAUUGAGGAAAUGUUGGAGGAAUUAGCCCGAAUGAGUGCUACCAACCAAGCCGAAAUUAUCGCAAGCAUCGAGCAAGCUUUUAUCCUUUACGGAGUUUCGCCCCAAGAUUUAGACCUAAUUUAUGAAGCGGUUAUCGCGAUUGACGGGACAAAUUGGAAAAAAAAAAACAACGAGACUCAACAAAAUGAGGAGGAAAAUUUUAGAACCGAACGGGAAAGUUUACAGCGAAAGCGGGAACAAUGCCAAACAGAAAAUAACAAUUGGCAAGAAACUGGAGAUAAUCAGCAAAAUUUUCCACCAAACAAUAACACUUAUAAUCCUAGACCUGAAACUUCUUAUCUGUCUAAUGAUGAACCAAAAGGAAAAAAGUCCGAAAUUAAGCGUUUAGAAAGUGAAAUCGAAAAUUAUAAAAAGAAAAAGCCCGAAGUUCCUUACCAAGAACAGCCAAAUAUCCAAAAAAUAAUUGAUAAACUGGAAAAAGAAUUACAAGAACUAAAAAGCCCCUUUAAUUCUAAUAAUAACAAUUACGACCACUGA
This is a messenger RNA of Entrophospora sp. SA101, 753 nucleotides long. NCBI's taxonomy places the organism in Eukaryota, Fungi, Glomeromycota, Glomeromycetes, Entrophosporales, Entrophosporaceae. The record is from the annotation of a GenBank genome assembly.